Messenger RNA from Anopheles cruzii, 1831 nucleotides. It is a transcript of the gene slmo, whose product is annotated as protein slowmo. The record is from RefSeq and is a predicted model, not a curated record. Gene Ontology annotation, molecular function: phosphatidic acid transfer activity. The transcript has 4 exons. Gene Ontology annotation, biological process: phospholipid transport. Gene Ontology annotation, cellular component: mitochondrial intermembrane space. Bases 256 to 900 code for a protein of 214 amino acids. Lineage: Eukaryota; Metazoa; Arthropoda; Insecta; Diptera; Culicidae.
UCGCAUCGUUCACUUUUUCAUGAAUGUUACGGUCGAACGGAGGUGCAGUUGGAGUUCCCAUCCGUGCUAAGGACAGCUCUUGGUCCCCGGUGUAGUGCCGAUUUUUGUUUCCGCGAACGUGCGUUCCGUUUCCGCACAGUGUGCUGGCCAGCCGUAACCUUCGCUUACUCAUCAUUAAUCGCUGGAACGCGUUGUGCGUUCGUGAUUCACACUCCGUAACGCCAAACCGCGAGUAAGAGCAAUACACACAGCAAAAUGAAAAUCUGGACAUCGGAGCACAUCUUCAACCACCCCUGGGAAACCGUAGCACAGGCGGCCUGGCGCAAGUACCCAAAUCCCAUCAACACAGCCGUCAUCGGUACCGACGUGGUAGAACGGAGGGUCGUUGAUGGGGUUCUACACACGCACCGGCUGGUCAGCUCCAAAUGGUACUUCCCACAGUGGGCACAAAAGCUCAUCGGUUCACCAAACGUGUGCUAUGCGAGCGAAAAGUCAACCGUCGAUCCGCAGCAACGGUUAAUGACGCUCAAAACGAUCAACCUCACGUUUGGCAGCUUUCUUUCAGUGUACGAAACACUUAGCUACGUUCCACACCCGACCGAUCCGAGCAAGACGCUCCUGAAACAGGAAGCGACAGUGCAGGUCGAGGGCGUACCGCUGAAUCGCUACAUGGAGGACGUGCUCACGAAGAACAUCAGCAACAACGCCGGCAAGGGUCGCCAAGGGCUGGAAUGGGUGAUAGGCAAGCUGAAUGCUGAGAUGAAAGAACUGGCCAGCAGUGCGGCAACCAGCACAAACGAGAUCCUGACACAGACGAAAAAGUCGCUCGACGACAUUACGGAUCAGGCUCGCAAGAGCAUGGACGAGCUCAGUGCGACGGCGCAGAAGAUUCACAUAUAGUAACAAACGCUGUACAGCGGCGUCGUCGGCGUCAUCCAGGACCAGUGGAGGAGCCGGUGAGGCACCGGAAGGAAAUGGUACAGCAGGAGUCCGGCCUACAACGCCCUUCACGUCGAAAGCUUCGCUCAGACCAUCACCGCAGCAACAAUCGUCGAACAGCGCCAGUACCGUUCCUUCGUCGGGGCCCUCUUACACUGCAAACGGCAGUACGGUGGGCAGUACCGGAGCCGAGGCUUCUUCCUCCGGUGCACGGAAGGAAACUGCGAGCGAGCGAAAUGGUCGUGGUGCGUUCAGCACCACCACCACCCGGGGCAGCUAGCGUCCCGGGCGAUCAGCCGAUCAUCAUCACGAUCGUCAUCAUCGGCCUCUUAGGUUAUUGUUUUGAAACGGUGUUCCUCGUCUCGUAUCUCUUUCUGGUUCUCUCUUGCAAUUCCUUACUGUCUCGUUAAGUCACAGUUUCCCUCCAGUAUGCGAUUCACUUUAGUUCAUAAUUUAUUCCCAUUCGCCCCCCGAACAUUGGUUGUCGCUUCGAGAGCAGGAGUGACAAACACGGAUAGUACGAAAAGUUAUUAGAGAUAAACAAUGUGUACCAAGCAGAGCAGAGACAAAAAUCAGAAUGGGCGGGAAAGCGGGGACGGUGCUGUACAGCCAUCCUACCGAGCGGAUUAUUAUUAUUUGUACCGAAAUGUACGUAAUGCAAUUCCUGUAUUAGUAGCCGUAGUACGCCGCCGGAGGCUAAGAAGACAGAUACAAAGUGUGGACAUGUUGUGAACUGUGUGAAUGGAAUUCGGAAUGAUCCAAGUUUUGUGCACGCUGCCAAAUCCGUUGCUCGCCCGAUUGUAGACAUUUUAAUUUACAUUUAAUUAGGUCAUUUUCAAAUUGCUACUUGAUAUAAACGAAAAGAGACGCGAAACCGCUUCUUAGAACAACA